AUGGAUCCCACCAGUGACUACCAUUUCCUCAAUCAGAUUUUGUGGAGAAGAGUGAAACUCACAUUGGUUUGUGGCAUCUUUGAGGGAGUGCUCCAGCAUGUGGACCCUAACAAGAUUGUUGUCCUGAAGAAAGUGAAGAAUGUGGAGACUGAUCGAAGUGUCCCAGGAGUGAAGAUGUUUUUUGGACACGAGAUUGUGAAUGUGGAACUACUGGAUGAAGAAGAACAAGGUGCAGUAAGAGAAAAGGCAUCUUCUGUUAGUCUAAAUACAGAAAGAAACAGGAUGGAUACAAUAAAAGAUGAAGACCUAAAUGUAUAUAAGCCUGCUUCUCCUGCCUCUGAGGCACCAACCACUUCUCUGCUAAAUGACCUCAAGUACAGCCCAUCAGAGGAAGAGGAAGUGACAUACACAGUCAUUGAUCAGUUCCAGCAGAAAUUUGGUGCUGCAAUGCUCCACAUCAAGAAGCAAAGUGUCCUGAGUGUGGCAGCAGAAGGAGCUAAUGUGUGUCGUCAUGGGAGACUAUGUUGGCUUCAGGUGGCCACAAGUAGCCGAGUUUACUUAUUUGACAUUUUCCUUCUGGGAAGUCGUGUUUUCAGCAAUGGACUUCAGAUAGUAUUAGAAGACAAGAGAAUUUUGAAGGUUAUCCAUGAUUGUCGUUGGCUUUCUGAUUGCCUCUCUCAUCAGUAUGGAAUUUUGCUGAAUAAUGUCUUUGACACCCAGGUAGCAGAUGUCCUUCAAUUUUCCAUGGAAACAGGCGGCUUUCUUCCAAACUGCAUUAGUACUUUACAGGAGAGUUUAAUCAGACACCUUAAAAUAGCCCCUAAAUAUCUCUCCUUUCUGGAAGAGAGACAAAAACGGAUUCAAGAAAACCCAGAACUAUGGUUCACACGACCUCUUUCACCCUUUUUGCUAAAAAUUUUGGCCUUGGAAGCUACCUACCUGCUGCCCCUUCGCUUGGUACUCCUAGAUGAAAUGAUGUCUGAUCUAACUACCCUGGUGGACGGGUACCUAAACACCUACCGAGAAGGGUCUGCAGACUGGCUGGGAGGCAUGGAGCGUACAUGUAUGGAGCUUCCAGAGGAACUGCUUCGACUGAAGGACUUCCAGAGACAGCGCAGAGAGAGAGCUGCAAAAGAAUAUAGAGUAAAUGCGCAGGGACUCCUAAUAAGGACAGUACUACAUCCAAAGAAGCCUAUGACAGAGACAGCAGGGAAAAAGGGAAAAGUAAGAGGUUUCUUACUUUGUAAAAAUUCUAGGCUAGAUAAAGCUCCAAAUUUUACAUCUCACAAGGAUGUAAAUUUGCUAAAAGAAGAAUCUAAGAGUAAGCAAACCACAGCGGAAUCUCAGCAUCUACCUCCCAUAAAGGAAGAAGUCAGUGAAGAUUCCAGUAACAAACGAAUUUGCCCUGAGUCAGAGGGGUUUAAGGACCAGAGAAUAACUCUAAAAGAAUACCUCAAGAUACCUAAACAAGAGUUUCAGACAAAUUUAUCUUUGAAAGAGGAGAUAGAACAGUUACUGAUGGUGGAAAACAAGGAAGAUCUAAAAUGUACAAAACAAGAUGUUUUAGUGUCUCCUUCCCUUCCUCAGGAAACCAGAGUGUCUCCAAGUGACAUUUUUCAUCCUUUUAGAAAAGCUGUGCUUCCCACACUUCCUCCCUGCCCAGCUUUGGAGAAGACUGAUUCCUGGAUAAAUCCAGAUUCUCCCAAUCUGCCUUAGAGAUCUGCAGUUUGUUCUUGAGGCCAAUAAAGGUGGCUUAUUUCCUCUGCCAUCAAGGCCUUCCUCAGUGCUUAAGUUUCUUGUGCUGUAAAUUAGUCACAGGCUUUGGGGGAAAUUAUAUCCUCUUGCUUGCUCCUAUAUUCUUAGAAUUUGAUUAGGAUGGGAAUGAAUAAGUUAAAUAAUGGAAGAAGUAAAUGUUCUGAUUAUGUCACUGUGUAGAAAUGUUCCUUGUGGCCAAACUGAAUUACUUCUCAUAAUUUGGGUUUAAAGGAUUUGAAGAAGGGAAAAAUUUUGAACUUAGUGUCUGGAAGAAUCUAUACUUGAAAUUUUUUGUUGUUUUUUCUGGUUUGAAGGAUGUUGGUAAAACUCUUAGCCAUAAGUUUAAAA
Lagenorhynchus albirostris (white-beaked dolphin) is the source of this 2103-nucleotide messenger RNA. It is a transcript of the gene EXD1, whose product is annotated as exonuclease 3'-5' domain containing 1. The record is from RefSeq and is a predicted model, not a curated record. Gene Ontology annotation, biological process: nucleobase-containing compound metabolic process. Bases 1 to 1716 code for a protein of 571 amino acids. Gene Ontology annotation, molecular function: nucleic acid binding; 3'-5' exonuclease activity. The transcript has 11 exons. NCBI's taxonomy places the organism in Eukaryota, Metazoa, Chordata, Mammalia, Artiodactyla, Delphinidae.